Messenger RNA from Cooperia oncophora, 240 nucleotides. The record is from the annotation of a GenBank genome assembly. Lineage: Eukaryota; Metazoa; Nematoda; Chromadorea; Rhabditida; Trichostrongylidae.
AUGCAAGUUAGACUUUCUAGUCAAGGAAGCCCGCGAAAUGCGUUCAUUCGUUAUGUACGGAAUGGAAAGUGCAAGGUGCAAUAUGAAGAUGGGCGGUUUGAGUGGAUCGGCGAGGAUGCUGUAGAUCUAUGCGAAGUCAAACCCGUGCCACAUUCGGAUCACUCCGGGUACCAUGCUGGUGCUUUAGCUCAGGAUAGCGACGCUGCUAGCGUAAUCGUGGAGACACCACACAUGAAGCGG